AUGUAUCUCCAGAGAUCUUCCUCCGGCGCUGUCGUUGUGCCCAACGUCAUUGGAGGCGAUGUCGUCUCUUUGCCCGAAUCCCAGAAUUUCCCCGUUAUUCAAGGUUCGACUGGUGACGCCAUUCAUUGUGCCCAGAGCGCGACGGUCGACGUCGGAAUCAAGGCUGUCGAGACCGCUGCUGAGGUCUUCAAGGCGUGGAGGAAGACUCCGCUGUCUCAGCGCCGGGCGGUGUUGAACAAGGUUGCUGACAUCUUGGAGACAAAGGCCGAAGAGUUGGCGAAGAGAGAGAUCCCGGAGACCAGUUGUGAUCCGCAUUGGCCCGAGUUUGAAGUAACCUAUGCGUCGAAGUUUGUGAGAGAGACGUCUGCCAAUGUUUCGACCGUGCAAGGGAGCAUUCCUGACUCGGAGGUCUCUGGAACAACUUCAUUGGUGUUCCGAGAGCCCGUCGGUGUCGUCCUUACUAUCAUACCAUGGAAUGCUCCAACCAUUCUAGCCUGCCGUGGCAUUGCAGCUGCCCUCGCAGCAGGCUGUACCGUUGUCUUCAAGGCCUCCGAACUAUGUCCAUGGACUCACCAAUUGGUACUCGAAGUCUUCACCGAAGCGGGACUUCCAGCUGGGGCAUUGAACAAGAUUCAAUGUUCUCGUGCCGAUGGCCCCGCUGUCACUGAAGCUAUCAUCAGCCAUCCGGCUCUGAGAGAAGUCGAAUUCAUCGGUAGUGCCACGGUUGGGAGGAUUAUAGGGAGUAUUGCGGGCAAGCAUCUAAAGCCUGUCCUGAUGGAGUUGGGAGAUCAAAGUCCAGUCAUUGUCCUUGAAGACGCAGAUUUGAAGGCUGCUGCAGAGAAUUGCGUUCGAGCAACGGUCGCCCACCACGGCCAGAUCUGUUUCGGCACUGAACGAAUCAUCGUACAUCAGAAGGUGGCCCUGGAAUUUACCCAACUCCUCGUCGAGGCUACGAAAGCUAUGCCCUCGGCUGGCCACGCUAUCACGGUAGAGGCAGCAAAACGCGCCCACGACAUCCUCGAAGAAGCUGUGGCUGACGGCGCCAAGUAUCUCGUCGGCAACGCCAAAUACACGGGCCGAACCUCCCUUGAGCCUUCGAUUUUGACGGACGUGAGUUCAAAGUCUCGGCUCUCCCACGAAGAGUCCUUUGCGCCGUCUGCAACCUUGUAUGUGGUCAAGAGUGACGAAGAGGCGUUGGCACUAGCGAACAACACACCAUAUGGACUUUCCGCCUCGGUCUUUACAAGGAACCAUGUGAAGGGACUGGCGUUGGCUAGAGACCUCGAAUUCGGCCAGAUCCAGAUCAACUCUCACACCAUGUCUGUAAAUGUCUCGGCGCCACAGACAGGAUUCAAGGGAAGUGGGUGGGGAAGCAAUGGCGCUGCUUAUGGCAUCGGGGAAUUCCUAUUCAGCAAGCAUGUUUCGCUGACUCCGUGA
Messenger RNA from Cladophialophora psammophila CBS 110553, 1437 nucleotides. RefSeq lists its product as uncharacterized. The coding region runs from base 1 to 1437 and encodes 478 amino acids. The record is from RefSeq and is a predicted model, not a curated record. Gene Ontology annotation, molecular function: succinate-semialdehyde dehydrogenase (NAD+) activity. The transcript is spliced from 4 exons. NCBI's taxonomy places the organism in Eukaryota, Fungi, Ascomycota, Eurotiomycetes, Chaetothyriales, Herpotrichiellaceae.